UCUGGAGCCGCGCAGCCCCAGUAUCUCAACAAAUCUUGCGGGUGGGCAUCACACGCGGCCCAAGUGGCCUAUAAAUUUAGAGCCGCACCUCCAAAAUUAUCGGAACGCAUAUAGCCUCAAAUCCUGUCGAUCGCUUAUGUCGUGAAACCAAUACCAAAAUUAAAACUUUCAGAAACUUUGAAGAUGGGAAGUGAAGCUGAAAUUCCGAAGAAACCAAGAUUUUUAUGUCUCCAUGGAUUUAGAACAAGUGGAAAGAUUUUCAAAAUACAGUCAGAGAAAUGGCCUCAACAAGUACUGGAGAAGUUGGAUCUUGUUUUCCCAGAUGCGCCUUUUCCCUCACAAGGAAAAUCUGAAGUUGAAGGCAUCUUUGAUCCUCCUUAUUAUGAGUGGUUCCAAUUCAACAAGGAAUUUACCGAGUACAUCAACUUUGACGAUUGCCUUGCUUACAUCGAGGAUUUCAUGAUCAAACAUGGACCGUUCGAUGGUCUUAUGGGAUUUUCACAGGGGGCGAUACUGUCGGCCGGGCUAAUUGGAUUACAGGCGAAGGGCGUAGCCCUUACGAAAGUUCCAAAAAUAAAGUUUCUUAUUAUUAUUGGUGGGGCAAAGUUUAAAUCACAAUCAGUGGCUGAGAUUGCAUAUGCUUCUCCGAUUCAAUGCCCCAACCUCCAUUUUUUAGGAGAGCAAGACUUUCUGAAGCCUUAUGGAUUGCAACUCUUGGAAUCCUGUGUGGACCCUGUUAUAAUUAAUCAUCCCAAGGGUCACACAAUACCCAGACUUGAUGAAAAGGGUUUGCAGACGAUGUUAAGCUUCAUCGAGAGGAUUCAGAAGAUGUUGCCCGAUAAAGAAGAAAAGUAACUACAUAUUCUUAGAUGAGGUUGCUUGACUAGCUCGAUAAAAGAAUAUGAUUUG
Molecule: messenger RNA, 909 nt
Organism: Pistacia vera
Lineage: Eukaryota; Viridiplantae; Streptophyta; Magnoliopsida; Sapindales; Anacardiaceae
Exons: 6
Coding region: 184-855 (223 amino acids)
Source: RefSeq, a predicted model, not a curated record